AUGCAGAACCACAGUCACCCCCGAGAAGCCCUUAUUGGAGCAGUUGGAUUUGCCCGGCAUACGAGGAGAAAAGAGGUUGAAGUGUGUAUGACAAGUCUACACGAGAUUGACAAACGGAUCGAUGAGCUGAAGGGCCCAGAUAGUCCUGACCAUCCUGAGAUUGAAGAAAUCCGAAAACAGCUUCCUAAGCAAUACUGGGAAUAUGCUGAUGUUUUCCAAAAGUCCAAAUCAGAUGAGCUCCCGCCAUCUAGACCUUAUGACCAUAAGAUUGAACUGGUGAAAGAACAGGAACUGGGUUACAGUCCUAUUUACCGGUUAGGAUUAGAAGAAUUAGAAGCGGCAAAAGAAUAA
Talaromyces stipitatus ATCC 10500 is the source of this 351-nucleotide messenger RNA. RefSeq lists its product as uncharacterized. The record is from RefSeq and is a predicted model, not a curated record. The transcript has 2 exons. NCBI's taxonomy places the organism in Eukaryota, Fungi, Ascomycota, Eurotiomycetes, Eurotiales, Trichocomaceae. Bases 1 to 351 code for a protein of 116 amino acids.